Monodelphis domestica (gray short-tailed opossum) is the source of this 3544-nucleotide messenger RNA. RefSeq names its product frizzled class receptor 2 (gene FZD2). The record is from RefSeq and is a predicted model, not a curated record. Gene Ontology annotation, cellular component: plasma membrane. Gene Ontology annotation, biological process: canonical Wnt signaling pathway; non-canonical Wnt signaling pathway. NCBI's taxonomy places the organism in Eukaryota, Metazoa, Chordata, Mammalia, Didelphimorphia, Didelphidae. Gene Ontology annotation, molecular function: Wnt-protein binding; Wnt receptor activity.
AACCGACUAAUUGGGUACGGAGAGGCCGAGGUGAGGGCUGGAGUAGGCACAAAGGAGUCGCUGGACUGAGAGGGGGGGUUGGUGUAGAGGAGAGGAUAGUCGAGAGUGGUGGAGAGGAAAGGAAGCCUAGCUAAGCAGCUUCAGCGGCUCAGUCUGGCCGGAGAGAGCAAGCAGGCUGGGACCGUCUCCCCCUCCCCCGCCCCUACUCCCCAACUUUUUCAACAGAGAAAAGUUUUGAAGAGGAGGAGGCCGACGGGAGCUGUAGAGAUCUUGGGGCGAGGGGAGGGGGGGAACCUGUGACCGAAAGUGGAGGCGGGGGGGUUGGCCAGCAUGCGGCCCCCCAGCGCCCUACCCCGACUGUUGCUGCCUCUGCUGCUGCUCCCCGCCGCUGGCCGGGCCCAGUUCCACGGGGAGAAGGGGAUCUCCAUCCCGGACCACGGCUUCUGCCAGCCCAUCUCUAUCCCGCUGUGCACAGACAUCGCCUACAACCAAACCAUCAUGCCCAACCUGCUGGGCCACACGAACCAGGAGGACGCCGGGCUUGAGGUGCACCAAUUCUACCCGUUGGUUAAAGUGCAGUGCUCCCCGGAGCUGCGCUUCUUCUUGUGCUCCAUGUAUGCGCCCGUGUGCACGGUCCUGGAGCAGGCCAUCCCGCCGUGCCGCUCCAUCUGUGAGCGCGCCCGCCAGGGCUGCGAGGCGCUCAUGAAUAAGUUUGGCUUCCAGUGGCCCGAGCGCCUCCGAUGCGAACAUUUUCCCCGCCACGGAGCGGAGCAGAUCUGCGUGGGCCAGAACCACUCCGAAGACGGCGGGCCGGCUCUGCUCACCACCGCCCCCCCGGGGCUGCAGCCCGGAGGGGGGGGCACCCCGGGAGGCCCCGGCGGCGGUGGAGGCGGCGGCGCCGCUGGCGGAGGGUCCCCGCGUUAUGCCACUCUGGAGCACCCCUUCCACUGCCCGCGGGUGCUCAAAGUGCCCUCCUACCUCAAUUACAAGUUCUUGGGCGAGAGGGACUGCGCCGCCCCCUGUGAGCCAGCGCGCACCGACGGUUCCAUGUUCUUUUCGCAGGAGGAGACGCGUUUUGCCCGCCUGUGGAUCCUCACUUGGUCUGUGCUCUGCUGCGCCUCUACUUUCUUCACCGUUACUACCUACCUGGUAGACAUGCAGCGCUUUCGGUACCCGGAGCGGCCCAUCAUCUUCCUCUCUGGCUGCUACACUAUGGUGUCGGUGGCCUACAUUGCGGGCUUCGUGCUGCAAGAGCGGGUGGUUUGCAACGAGCGCUUCUCUGACGACGGCUACCGCACAGUGGUGCAAGGCACCAAGAAGGAAGGCUGCACUAUUCUCUUCAUGAUGCUCUAUUUUUUCAGUAUGGCCAGUUCUAUCUGGUGGGUCAUCCUCUCGCUCACCUGGUUCCUAGCGGCUGGCAUGAAAUGGGGCCACGAAGCCAUCGAGGCGAACUCGCAGUACUUUCAUCUGGCAGCCUGGGCUGUGCCAGCCGUAAAGACCAUCACCAUCCUGGCCAUGGGUCAGAUCGACGGUGACCUGCUGAGUGGGGUCUGUUUUGUGGGGCUCAACAGCCUGGACCCCCUGCGGGGCUUCGUGCUGGCGCCCCUUUUCGUUUACCUGUUCAUCGGCACCUCCUUCCUGCUAGCUGGUUUUGUGUCCCUUUUCCGGAUCCGCACCAUCAUGAAACACGAUGGUACCAAGACGGAGAAGCUGGAGAGGCUCAUGGUGCGCAUCGGUGUCUUCUCUGUGCUCUACACCGUGCCCGCCACCAUAGUCAUUGCCUGCUAUUUCUACGAGCAGGCGUUUCGGGAGCAUUGGGAACGCUCUUGGGUCAGCCAACACUGCAAGAGUCUAGCCAUCCCGUGCCCACUGCAGUACACUCCGCGCAUGUCCCCCGACUUCACCGUGUACAUGAUCAAAUACCUCAUGACCCUCAUCGUGGGCAUCACGUCGGGGUUCUGGAUCUGGUCUGGCAAGACUCUCCAUUCAUGGAGGAAGUUUUACACCCGGCUCACUAACAGCAGACACGGGGAAACUACAGUCUGAGGACAUUACGCACCUCUCGCCCACCUCCACCCUGCUCCUCUCCCUCUCCUCCACUUCUCUCCGGUCCCACUGUUGUUGGGGGAGUGUGAAAACAGGGGGAACAAGAGAGACUUUCUGACCAAGGAGUGCGUGCGAGUGGGGCGGGGGUGGGAAAGGCCCACAUUUUAUUUUUUUAAAAAUAAAUCUAAACCAUUUUCGGGUUUUUAGGUCGUCCCCCCCCCAAAAAAAAACUUUGCACCCCUCCCUCAAGGUUUGUAAUUAAAAUUGUAAAUAGUCUUUGUAAAUUUAAUUAUAUAUUUUCUAUUUAAAAAGAAAAAAAAAGACCAGCGAGGGACAUCGAAGGCUGGGUAAUUGGGGGUGGGGAUGGGGGUGAGGUGACCCCCUUUUUGACACCCUCCCUCUCCCCCAAAGGUACGAAGUUUUUGGUGAUUUGGCAGGGCUGGGCCUGUCGGAGGAGCCACCGAGACUGAAUGCUGUUUUUGUUGGCUGUGAGGAAUUUCUUGCAGUUGAACUUUUGUAAAAGCCAAAUUUUGUGAGCCUUUCUCCUGACGCCGGAGCUGUGGAAGCUAGCUGUUCUGUAUUAACGGACAAGACUUGGAUGAAUAUUUUAUUUCUUCGUUUUCCGCUGCCCUCCCAACUCCCCCCCUUCUUUCUCCCUCUCCCUCUCCCUCUCUCUAUCUCCCCCCACCUCUGGAAGUCUACCAAGAGAAGAUGAAGACGUGGAAAAAAAAAAGGUGGGGGGAAUCACUGGAUUGAGAGUAUGGAAUGGCCUAGCCAGGGCUCCCCAGCCUCUCUUCCAGCCAUUGCAAGAAUUUCUCUGCCUUUUAACUUUGUUUUUCACGAACUACGCAACCCCCCACCCCCACCCUCCCCAGUUUGGAUUUGGCGGAGAGCUGCUUUGUGAAGUGUCGGUUUUUUUAGACAAAAGGGUAUGCCAAAACUCUACCGGCCUCCCCCUUCUGCCAGUGGCCCAUGAAUAUUGGUGGGAGGGAGGGGGGGGCAAGAUAAUAGGUUGAACCAGUGUCCCCAGAUAAAAAGUUUGAGGUCCCUGGGCACUAACAGCAGCAAACUGCCCCUUACCACUUCCCUGCCUCCCCCCCCCCCCAACCAGCCCCUCUCCAACUUUAUCCCCCUCCCCCCCCCCCCCCCCCCCCCCCCGCCACCAGAACCCCCCAAACUGCUGGUACAGACUGUCACUCGGAGUAUGUAUGUGUGUGUGCCUGCUUGAGAACCAAUAAAAGUGCAUUAGAGGUGAGGAGGGGCUGGUGAGAUAUGAGAGUUCUCCUUCCUAACAAAAGACUGGUUUUCUUUCAAGUUUCUUUUCAAACUUGACCAGAAGAAAAGGUGGGUAUUGAUUGUGAAGGUGGGGUGUGGGGCUGAACCAAGGUGUUUACAUGACAUUCUAUAUUCCAAAAUACAUAGAAUGUUUAUAGCAGAUGUGUCUUAUCUUUUUUCCCCCUGAAAUAAAAUUUGAGACUUAAAAAGUCACCAGCUUGAA